Messenger RNA from Leishmania mexicana MHOM/GT/2001/U1103, 9228 nucleotides. RefSeq lists its product as hypothetical. The record is from RefSeq and is a predicted model, not a curated record. The transcript has a single exon. Gene Ontology annotation, biological process: post-chaperonin tubulin folding pathway; tubulin complex assembly. The coding region runs from base 1 to 9228 and encodes 3075 amino acids. Lineage: Eukaryota; Euglenozoa; Kinetoplastea; Trypanosomatida; Trypanosomatidae. Gene Ontology annotation, cellular component: cytoplasm.
AUGCAGUUCUCCGACUCCAUGUCGUCGACCUCGUCAGCGGCCUCGACCCCGCGACGACUGGGUGGUGGCUGCCCCAUGGUCGUGAAGGCGUCCACCCCGCCUGCGAGCGCGGUUCGCGCAUUUCAUACCACGUACUCAUCGGAGAGACGCGACACAUACAGCGACGGUGCCCAGCGUCUGUACGGUGAGAACAGCUCGCUUCGGAUUCAACUGACCGUGGGACUCAGCAGGAGCGGCAGCCCAGUCUCAGACGCCGCAGCAGCACACAACGGGGUCGAGAGAGCACAUGACGACGAUCUUCGGAUGCCCUCCACGCAGCAGGCGCCGCCCUUCUUUCCAAAGGCGUCCGCUGCUCAUCCUGCGACUCAGGACUUUCGGGGAAAGAACUCGGCAGCUCAGGAGGACGUGAAGGCAUUUUGCAUGACUCGGUCGUCGUCCUCCUCCACUUUGUCAGUGUCGUCCGUCUCUUCGCUGACCCCUGGACAGCCUGAGGGGAAGAGGGCACUUGUGAGCUCGAUCGUAAGCAAGCGUCUGCAGCUGCACCGCCAUUCGACCUCCAAGACGCCGUUUGUGACGUCGGCAAGGUCGCCAUCAAAGUCGUUGGCUCCGGCGGCGCGGCGAAGCGGCAGCUCCCAGUCCUCCUCGUCAGAAUCCUCUGCCUCCGAUGUGGUGUUUCAUCGGCUUCCCUUGCCCCACGCUACGCUAGCCGUCUCCUCGUCGGAUGCAGCGGAGCCACCCUCUGAGUCAGUGCUGCCGCCUGCGCACCACCACGACCCCUUGUGCGCUGACAUGGCGACGUCCUCACCCAGCACCACCGUGCCAGCGGCACCGUCGCUGCAUCGGCCAGUCGUAGAAAAGCCGACGAUGGCAGCUUCUGCCGGCACACUCACCAAUACGGAGCGCACCGGCACCGCUGGUGCCAGCUUCCUCACCUCUUCCGCCAGCCCCAUGACACUGAAUCCCGCCGUCUCGUACACGCACGCAUCGAAGUCACCAGCAGCGGCAGUCCUGCCAGCGUCGCAGCUUUCCACCAGCCCGUCGCCUGCGGGUAGUCUUCCAAGCGAUCCGCUGCUGCCGCACAUUCUACCGGCCGCUACAAGGCACGGGAACGCCGUGUAUUCGAGCUUCGAGGAAGCGUCGGGCGAAGAGGUGGACGAGGAUGACCUGAGCAACAGCGCAGCGAGUAGAGCCGCCCAGGCGGCGCUGGACGCUGAGGAGCAGCUGCAUGAGCACGAGAGCCCGUCAGACUUGACCCCGCUACUGACGGUCUUGACGGAGCAUUCGUUUUCAGCCAGCCUACCUCCGACACCGGCGCCGAACGAAGCGUCUGCGCCACCACGGCCAAUGCAAGUGCAUGCAGGUGAAAGCGAGAUGGACACGAGCACGGGUGGCUUCAACCGUGACGAGAAAACGGACUGCGACGGCACCGUGGCAGGCACGCUGGCCAGCAGCAGCGUCGACCUAGUGCACACAACCCCGUCCGGAAAGCGUCAGCUUGUGUUUCGAGAGGAGCGCAGGGACUUGGAUGGUGCUGUGGCUAAUUCUUCCGGCGAUGCCGGAGCCGUUUCCCCCAUGACCGCCCGGCGACGGCAGCCGCCACCCCCACCGACUCCGUCAACCACCACAAAAAAGUCACCAUCGUCGUCGUCCGCCAUGCGACAGGGCGUGGAGAGUGAUGACGCCAAAAGCGGCGGUAGCUCCCCUUGCACUAAACUGACGGUGGAGCAGCAAUAUACCCCAGUCAUGGCUCAGGGCGUCUUCGGAACACUCGCGACGUCUGUCGACGCGGCGCAGUCUGUAGGGCACUACAGCGCCUCGGCCCUCCCACCUGACCGCAGCAGUAGCAGCGGCAGCGAUAACCCCGCGUUCAUUUUGGCCAAGAAAGCUGGCGAUCCCGCUCACAAAAUGCGCAGCACUGCCAACGACACGUACGCGCUGUCGCCACAGCGCCAGAGGGUGAUGGAGUGUAGUGGCAGGCCGGAGGAGGCCGCUGUCGCUGAAAAUGUCGGCUCCGCGAUCACGCCGUCCACUAUCGCGACGGCGGGCGACGCUGCCAGGGGCAGGGGCAGUGACAGCGAGGACGUCGCCGCUGCGACCUCCCCGCCUGGCCUCCAGCAACACCCGCCUCACCAUAGCCGUGAACCCAUGUCAGCCUACAAAAUGAAUGGUGAGACGAAAACACGCGCCGCCGACCCUGCGCCACUGACCACGGGAGGCGAAACGUCGGCGUCGCGCGUGAGUGCCCUUCUGAUGCCUCCAUCACCGUCCCAGCCGCGCGCAACGGCGAUGCUGGAUAACAGAUCUUUCCCCUCGCGACCUUGCGGAGACGCCACUGCUGCGUCGCUUGCAAGACAAUCGGACCGCAGCAACAGUGGCCGGGCCUUGCCGGCUGCAGAGCACGACGCAGCGGAGCAACCGUCAAAGGGCGAUGUGGUGCGGCGGGCGCUGGUGAUGCGAAGCAUCCAGGACUCCAGCACAUCGUCAUCGUCGUCCUCUUCCUCCUCGAGAAGCGUCGGUGGCCACAGAAAUGAGCAGAGGCCGGCCAUCGACAACCGAGGCACGGGAGUGGCAAGCAGCGGGCAGACCUCCAUCGAGAAAAAAGGGGGCGGCAACAAUCGACCUGUAUCGCCGUCCAGUUCGGCGCUGUGCGUCGACGCAAUGCACGCGGAGGGCACAUCUGCUACACAUGCGUGUGCUCUCCAGUACACGGGAGCUCGCAACGGCGGUGCCGUUCGUGAAAACGAGGAAGCUGAAGAAGAUGAGGAGGACGGGCCACCCAUCAACUGGGACGGCGCGGAGGAACAGGAAGGCAAUCCGCUUCUGCUGCAGGAAGCCGGUCGCUGGGAUGCCGUGCUGGAAGAGAUGGAGCUGGUGGACUGCACAGUUGUUUCGCGGGUGUAUCAGCGAUCUAUGCCGUUCGGGCGCACCGCGUCCCACUUGGACGGUAAAGAUGCGGGGGACAGCAUGGGCAGCGAAGACGGCGACGAACUUUGCCUCUUCAAGGUGGUCUCGCUGUUCCCCAUCGUCGCGGGCCAUUCCGAGCGGUGGGGGCGACGUACACGAGUGCAGAAGCGCUUGCUCGCUCUGGCGGAGGAAAUGCGUGCCACGCAGCGCGCGCUCGACGAGGCGGGGUUGACGGCAGCUGAAGCGGAGCUCGGGUCCUCAGCCCCCCAGCACGUUGGCGCGAGUGCCAAAGCAACCGCCAAAGGUGAAGAGAGGGUUGGUGGCGCGGAAGAGGAUACAGAUGACGUGUUUGCGGAGCGAAGGCGGCGCACCACCUGCGCCGGUGUGUCGGAGGUGUACGUGGAUUCGCGCUGCCGCCUCAUAGCCCAGCUGGAGACGGUGCCGUACAUGGUACCGCUGCGGCAUCUCGUCGCCGCCAGCUCUGGCACGGGACUUCGCGAGAACGAGGUGCUUGCCCUCAUUCGCACUGUCGUCUGCAAAACAGCGACAAUGCACAGGGCGGGCUAUGUGCACGGCGCACUGCAUGCCGGCAACGUACUUCUCUCUAGCUAUGACGGUGACGCGGUACUGACGCAGCCAUGCGGACUGAUGAGUCAGAGCUCCUGGCUGCCGACUGACUUGUCCGUCAUCAGCGUGGCGCGCGCGAAUGCCAUGACGCCAUACUUUUCCGAGGUCUGGAGCGCGCGCCGGCUGCAGGUGGGCGGUCCCACGUCGACGCGACUCGGAUCCCCACAGCGGCCAGACAUCGCAGAGCUCAUCACCUACCACAACUUGGCUGCCCUGGGCUGGCUCGGCGACGACGCGCGGAAAGCUGGGGGCUCUGAUAACAGGUGCGACAGCGAUGAGCUGUGCAUCGCCGGUGAUGCCUACACUCCCACCGCCGCCGACGACCUUCACGCCGUGGGCAUGAUCGCCUUUCUUAUCUAUGUUGGUAUCCCGCCGUUUCAAAUGGCGUCCCUGGGGGAGGUGGUGGAGCGGCUCAGGGCACUGGGUACUGCCUAUAGAGCUGCCAUGCAGUCCUCCUCCUCUUCGUCUUCCACGGCGGCCCGUCAGGAGGCCCGCCGUCUCGUGGCGGAGUUCUGCUUUGGGACUCGCCGACACGGCGCCGGCGCAAAUGACUGCUACAGAGACGGUGACGAGGACGCUUCUCCGUCCUCAGGAGAACCGCUGCAGCGGCACGGCGUUGCGCGAUUUCGACCAGACUUCGAGGAAGCCCUGCAGUCCUUUAUCGUGGACUGCGUGGAGGCGUCUUGCAGUGCAGCAAUGCUGAAGGAGGAGAACGGCACUGCGUACGCGUCGGGUGCAGCGCCGCAUGUCUACGCCAACGCGCAGGAGUUGCUUACCCGUCAUCCCCUCUUCAAACUCUUUGCACUCCCGGCACACGCAACCCAGAGCGACGAGAGGGAACACGAAAACGGUGACGGUGUGCAGUCUUCAGGGGACGAGGAAUCCCAUCAGAGCGUUGAUGAGAGGAUGCGCGACACGGUACACCGAGUUGCCUACCCUGCCUUCUGCACGUGGGCUCGCGCCCGCGAGGACUGUGGCUCGGCGCCGCACCUGAGUCGACUGCACAGCAAUGCGCUCUUCACUGCUCGCUGCACUGCGCUGUGCGAGUGCGUUUCGGCCACCGUGUCGUCCUUCGACCACGAGAACAGUGAGUCCCAGAAUGCCGCCCAGGACGGUGAGCCGUGGUCGUCGCUCUCAUUUAUCAGCCCUCAUGUGUCGGGAGCCCUACAGGCAUGGAAAUUUCCUUUCCUCUCCGCGGAGGCGGGCACCAGCUGCCUUAACGGUCGCGAGAUGGACACGCGCACCUGCACGGUGGCGUCAGCGCCAGCGAUCUGGCACAGGCAGGGGCGAGGCAACGCUCGUGCGGUGACGGACGGUGCCCGGCUCCGGUGCUUGCCCGCGCUGGUGCGACCGACCGCUUCAGCAGCGCCUACCGGGCUCGCUGCCAGUGGUGACGGCGACGAUGGCGCUGAUGGUGGCGUCUCGGCCACCACCUUAGCGCAGCAAGAAGAGGAUGCGCUGGCGGCACAGUUCUUCUCUGGUGCGCAGCGUCAGGUUGACGGCGACUUUGUACAUCAGCAAUACUUGCACGCACUCACGCUGGCGGGGAAGCAGGAGAGCGCCUUCUCUUUAAGCCGCGCCUUUGUUCUUUCACAUGUGCUGCCUGUCGCCGACACGCUGGUGCUGCAGCACCUAACUGACUGCACGGUGUCGCUGCUCGCGCCAUUUCGCUACGUGGUGCUCGAUGGGUUGCAGCGCUGCGAAGUUCGACUGGGCCCCUGCGAGUCGUGCGUGCUGCGUGACGUGCAUGACUGUCCGCUCAUCGCCGUCGCGGCGCUCCAACUCUCUGGCAACAACGUCACCGAGACACACUUAAGCUGGAGCAGACAGGGCAGUAGUCGUCCCCUGCUGAAGUGCAGCCGCGGCGUCACCGCAUCCCUCUACGGCCUCAUGUAUGAGGGCCUCGUUGAGGACUACGCGAGGGUGGGUCUCGCACUGGAGCACACCGCCUGCUUUCUCGCCGCCGACGACGUGACCGGCGACUCCGGUGAGGUCGAUGGCGCCGUCAAUUCUCGAGGCCAGGCGCUGCCGUGUCCGCGCGCUGUUGAGCUCCUGGCAACAACUGCAACCAGUACGAGCCGAAGCCAGAGGGAGGUGGGACUAUGCCUCGCCCCGGAGGCGCCGUAUGACCUCGCGCUGCUCUUGAGCAACACCCGCUACGUGCACAGUGGCAGGCAUAGUGGUGGCCUGCAGAGCCCAGGGACGCCGUCUCCUGACGUGUUUCACUUCUUUGGCGAGUUGGCGGAGAAGGACGUUGUGGUGUGUGACGUGCGCGGUGGCACUCGCGACGGUGACGCACGCCCGGUGGUCUUUCUGGUUGGCGCGCUUGGCGACGUUGUGAUCGAGCGGUGCAGUCACUGCACGAUCUUGGUGGCUGGGACGCCGAGCAACUUGCAGGCGUCCCAAUGCCACGACUGCCAGCUGAUCUUUAUGGCGCGCGAGUCGGUUGUCGAGAAUUGUGCCCGUGUGGAGUGCAUAGCGCUCGUGACGGAGUAUCUGUUGGUGCAGGGGUGCGACGCGGUGUGGGUGCGGCCGCUCUUCCUCGACUGUCCUUUCAGCGAUGAGGUGCUGCGGCGCGUGGUUGGCGGAAGCGUCGGCGGCGACGAGGAGGAGAUGGUGGUCGGUGCGUAUGAGGCUGGCCGGCUUGAUGAGCUGAACGCUGUGCUGCGCGGCGUUGGGCAGGGGGUGGUCGUGGAAGCUUCAGAAAACGUGGUGAUCGAUGAUAUUGGCCACUACUAUCAUCGCAGCGGCCGCGCCGGUGACGGCGAGCGCGAAGAUGGGGCAGACGGCGACGGCUUCUCCGUAUUGUCGGUCGCGUAUGCGAGCAUGCAGAGCCCCACCGCAGCUGCGAGUUCCUCAGGCAAUGGGUCGCGGCUCAUGGCAGAGGCCGCACAGUCGCUUGCGGAGCAUCUCUCCGUGCCGUGCUACCUCGAGCCUCUCCAGCGCUACGGCGGCGAGGAAAGGGGUGCAGCCAGCCAUGCGGAUCGACCCACCGUGUCCUUCCACGACCUGUUGAACUGCUCUGUGCUUCGCCUGCGCGGGUCUGUGUGUCCCCUGGAGUCACAGGCAUCGUCCACCUCACGCGGCUCCACGGCGGAACUGGUGGAUAUCUGCGUGGAGCGGGUGCACGGCGGCGUCAUCUAUGUGGAGGAUGCCGUUCGAACGCUGCACCUGCGCCACUGCGUCGGCCCGCUGGACGUCGUCGUCUGCGCUGCAGCGAGGGUGUUCAUGGAAGCCUGCGUUGGUGUGCAGCUGCGCACGGCCUGUGUCGACUUCCACGCCACCGACUGCGUCCACUGCCAUGUGGCGCUUCACGUGAACCACCCGCCACAGUACCAGCGUUGCAGGAGCGUGCAGGCCUCGGCGCUGAACAUCACCGCGCGAGACUUCAACGCACUGUUAAGCGCUGCCGGGGUGGACUUGGCAACAAACCUGUACGAUGAGCCGCUGCUACGGACGGAGGAAUGGCAGCCGACUGUGGCGGCAGGGUCGUCGGGUGCCUUGUUGGAAGCGUGCGGAAUGCGUGCCUUACAUGGCGGCUGCGUGGAUACCUCUACCGGACCCCAUAGCACCGCUGACAUGUGUGCUGUACUGCUCUCCUCGGUGCCCAGGGAGCCGUUGCAUCCGCGACAGGGAGGGCUGCUUGACGGCAAGCUGCGUGUGCCGCCUGACCAAGUGCCGCGCAUCAUGACCGUGCUGCGCCAGCCUGUGACAGUGGUGGCCCCGCUUCCAGGGCUGUGCGCCAGCCCGAAUGAGACUCCUUUUCUGGAGGAGCUAGAGGCGCGCGUGGUGGUGUGGGCGAAACAGCCGCUCUCACUAUCGCGUGAGGAGGCGGUUGCCAUCGCGCUGUACGCCUUGGCUGACUUGGCAGAGGUGUACGCGAGUGUCACGGAAUGGGUUGAGGCGACGGACGCGGUACAGGCCACUGAGGCACCGGAGCCGGUGGUUGCAUUCGGCGGGUCUCUAAAUCCCAAUGCCCCACCACACCUCCUGCCCACUCGUGCACCUCCCUCGCUGCCUUCCACCUCCUCACAAUCCUCGACGACUGACAGCGUUCCAGGACUCGCGUUGGACGCGGGUCAGCAGAGGCUGCCCUCCACUGACCGCGUACUGCUGCAGCAGGCGGAGCAGCAUUGCACCAAGGGCGGUGAGUGUGCUGUUCAGGAUGUGUCAGCGGCACCCUCGUCAUCGCCGUCGGUGGACGACGCCUGUGGAGCGGAACGCCCAACACCUGCACAGCCGGUGCUGCUUGAAGUCAGUACUGGCGAGAUAGCACCGGGUACGGAGGGCUUCGUGGAAGAGGUCGCCAUGCACAGUGCACCCGCGCCGUCACUCUCGCCGCCGUUGACCUGCGACACAGACUCAGCAGCUGCACCGAAGAACGACGGCGCUCAAACGCUAUCAGCAGGGGAGCCUUGGGCCGACUCAGGGCCGCUUCACCGACCGCCCCAGUCAGACAGGUUGCCGAUGCGCGCGCAGCACGGCGGACUCGCCGCUGCCGAAUUACCAACGUUGCCGUGCACCGCGGCGAGUGCAGUUGCCUCAACUGUGGCUGGGCUCGAUGGCGCCGUCUCGGGGAUGGAAGAUGACACAUCAGUGAACUCGAGCGCUGCCGCGCCGCCGCUGCCGCCGGGACCCGCCUACGCUCUCAACCCCACGAAUGUCGGUGCUUCCUCCACGAUGGACGUCUUUUACCACACACGGCACGGCGCCACGUCCGGGGCCACCGGGACAGCAGGCCUGCUCAUGGAGGAGGAGAGCGGCGCCUACUCGCUCACCGCCCGCACGCUGGAUGACGAAGGUGCGGACCUCGCCUCCGCCUCUCCCUGCCCCGAUGACAUACGUUCACCCGUCAUCACAGGCGGCCACCCGGCCAUUAAGUGGGCCAUGGGCAACGGUGACAACCACGAGGGCGCGCGGAGUGGACCACAAGUUUCACCAGUGGCGGAGACCAUGGAUGGCCUGGAUGCCCAGGCGCAGGCCCACUGGCCCUCGUCGUGGGAGAGGUCGCCGCAUCGUAUGUCAUCAGAGGAGCGCAGCAGUCGCAACGGCGACGAGCUGGUGGUCGCCCCCACCGCCCUCUGUGAGAAGGCGCUACAGGAAGUAUUGCUGACGGAAGGGGACGAGCCGCACGGCGCACGCAAUGCCGUGGAUGAUUCUUCUUUGCGUACCUCCUCCUCCUCCUCUGUAGCCGAGUACCCGUGGCGCGGCGCGAUGUCGUACGAGAGUAGCGCCGAGUACGUCGCGGGCAGCAGUGACAGCGGCACUGGCGAGUCGGCAGUGCCACAGACCAACUUCCUCCACGUGUCGCAGGACUCGUCCUCGCGGCCGUUGGAGCUGAACUCCCACGCUACCACGGUGACCCCGGAGAUGGCCACUGGCUCCAAAGAGGGUGGCGGUGGCGAGGAUGGCAGCUUCUCCAGGGUGCGAGGCGGCGUGCUCGCGCCGCCGGGAUGCAGGCGUGCCGUUGUGCCAAAGACCGAACCUCUGGGAAGGAUCUCGCCUGAGGUCACGGUAAUGAAUGAGGGCAAUGCGGACGUAAAGGCGGUGCUACGACAAGUAGAGCAGGCACGCCAGCGCUUCGCGCGAAAUCAGCGCUUGUGGGAAUCGUCAGCGGGUGGCGGCUUGGAGGCGCGUGUGCGGGCGGCGGUGGCGAAGCUGACGGCCUUGAAGGCUGCGCAUGCUGAGGCCGCCUAG